Messenger RNA from Coprinopsis cinerea okayama7#130, 1474 nucleotides. RefSeq lists its product as hypothetical. The transcript is spliced from 3 exons. The record is from RefSeq and is a predicted model, not a curated record. The coding region runs from base 113 to 1474 and encodes 453 amino acids. Lineage: Eukaryota; Fungi; Basidiomycota; Agaricomycetes; Agaricales; Psathyrellaceae.
CCACGACCACGAUCGAAGGCAGCCUCGACCCACCACGCACUCACGGGACCCCUGAUUGCAAUGGCUCUAAAAUAUCUCGCUCCUCAAAGCUAUCUUCUCCCAUUCUGCCACGAUGGAGCGAUUGAAAUUCCCGGGGCGGCUGUCUGACAUCUCUCAGACAACCUGGAAACACUGUUGCAGCCAACCACCAGCCGCGUCUACCGACUCCCUCAUGCUUCAUCAUCCACGCUUUCCCGAAACGAGGAGUUAUAUUGGGCCAAUUCUCCACAAGGGCGCAUCGCCAUUCAGCCACCUUCCCAGAGAGAUUUACGACCCAAUCGUACGGAGUAUAUCGCGCAAAGACGAUCUCCUCUCCCUCUGCCUCUGUUCUCGCCUAUUCAGAUACGAGUGCCAGCGGGUCCUCUACGACGACGUUCGUCUCCGUGGAACUCCCCGACUAAUCGCAUUCGCCAACGCGAUUCUGUCCAACCCAAUCCUCGGCCCCCUCGUCCAUAAACUCACACUACCAACACGGGCGUUUCUAUCGCCGUACGAGCGCCAGAGGCUGAGAGACGCGAUCCGGCGGCUCAGCUCGCUCCACGAACUGUACCUCAAGCACCGAAUGACCCAGUUCGAAUGCGCGAACGCCUACGUCGACCCGGAAUUGCUGGAGGGGUCCAGUGCUGAACUGGAGCUGUUCCACACGGAGCUCGACUACCCGGAUGGGUCUCUACCACUCGAUUCCCCUUUCUUCAAACAGCACCCUCAUCUUAAUCACCUCCACCUCGCUUGGGAGAGUUGCCCCGAGCCUUUAACGCUUGCGCCAUGCCUUGACUGCCAGCGUGGGGGUCGGCUGACGCAGCUUUCGCUUGGCCCAGACCUUCCGAACCUACGCCAGCUUCACGUCGAGAACCCGGAUCUCCUCUCCCUCUUCUCGGGCUGCCCCUUGCGGUGUCUCCACCUCAAGAACGUGAUAAUGACGUCGGAGAAGAUUUCAAUGCUCUCCAGAUUUCUCGGCCAGUUCUCGAGGACAUUGACGAACCUCGGCUUGCAAGUCAAGUUCCCUACUAGUCUAGCACAGACGGUCGAGAGGGAGAGUGGGAUCGUAUGCAACCUUGUUCAAUCGAUUUGCAGCUCGCUACCUAAGCUCAACGUUCUAUCCCUGAGUGGUGAAAUCAUCAUCGCCCCUGAACGCUGCUCGCAAUGGCUACCCCUGUCCAACACCGCCCUCGAAACCCUGGUACUCAACACAUCCAAACGCGAGUACCACAUCUCCGACUCCCAGUCCAUCCAAGGGACGAAUUCUCCGGAGAAGAAUGGCAGGGAUUUGGCGUUGGCGAUCUUCGAGAUUGCACCUGCCAUCCAGAGGUUCGCUGUUGGUCGUUCAGGGUGUAUCGCUGAGGCGGGGGGUAGUUGGUGUUACGCUAGGAGGAAUGGGAAGGUGUGUUUUGAGGGACGAGGAGUGCUGGGAGAGGACUGUUGGAUGAAGGUUUGA